This is a messenger RNA of Dichotomopilus funicola, 609 nucleotides long. RefSeq lists its product as uncharacterized. NCBI's taxonomy places the organism in Eukaryota, Fungi, Ascomycota, Sordariomycetes, Sordariales, Chaetomiaceae. The transcript has a single exon. The coding region runs from base 1 to 609 and encodes 202 amino acids. The record is from RefSeq and is a predicted model, not a curated record.
AUGUCGCAAAAAAUCAGCGCUAAAAACCUGCAGUACAACGCGACACAGCCGCGCUUCCUCGCCCUGCUACGCGGCCAAGGCGGAGCCGAAACAAACCGUGACGGACCGGACCCAAUUCUUGCUGCGAGGCGCCGACCCGUCAAGCCGCGUUCGGGCAGUGCCGAGGCCGAGGACGCGCCGUUGGUUGUGGACGAACAUGGACACGCGGUUGCGGAUGUCACGGUUGGCGCGGACGGGGCCGUGAAGGAGAAGGAGAAGGGGUUGGGGUCCGGGGCUGGGGAGGAAGAACAGGGGGAACAACAGCAACAACAACAAGUACCGGACAAGAAUUCGACGAGCGAUAACAACGAUGACGCGAAUGGGAUUGGGAAAGGGGAGAAGCUGGUUGGGAUUGGCGAACCGCGAAAGAAGAGGAGGAUUGGCAGGGUGAUUGAAGCUGCGGAGGAGGAAGAAGAGGUGGAAACGACGAAAACCGGGAAGGAUAAGACGGGGGUGGACAAGGCGACAGCGGAGGGCAAACCGACUAAGGAGGGCUCGACAACCGCGCCGAAGGUGAAGACGAAGAAAGCAAAGAAGAUCAAGCUCAGUUUUGGCGACGACGAUGGUUGA